GGACUCUAAUAGCUCGUUUUUCAGUUUGGUUGGGGUGGACACUCAGCAGAAUAAAAGGGUUUGGUUACUCUAAACAGUUCAGAGAUGAGCUGCUGGAAACUGCUUGGCUGCAUCAGAAACUAGAUACAUAAAAAAACAAGCCAAGAAAAACAAAACUUCACGCUCCACUGCCGACUGGCUUGAAGAGCAUCAGCAGUGGAGAACUAUGACAAUACAGCAAGUCCUAUUACUUCUGCUGCUGUGGAUGUGGCUGCCACAUCCCUGCCAUACAGAAAUGCUCUUCAGAAGGACUCCUGAUCUCAGACCCAAAAGCUUUGGAGGACGUGCUUUAGGGAAUGAUGGGAAAGCAAUUCACCGCCAGAAGCGAGGCUGGAUGUGGAAUCAGUUUUUUCUUUUAGAGGAAUAUACAGGAUCUGAUUAUCAGUAUGUAGGCAAGCUUCAUUCUGACCAGGAUAAGGGAGAUGGAUCCCUCAAAUACAUUUUGUCAGGAGAUGGGGCUGGUACUCUUUUUAUAAUUGAUGAGAAAACAGGAGAUAUUCAUGCAACUCGGAGAAUUGACAGGGAAGAAAAAGCCUUUUACACCCUGCGUGCACAAGCUAUCAAUAGAAGAACAUUGAGACCAGUGGAACCUGAAUCUGAGUUUGUCAUCAAAAUCCAUGACAUCAAUGACAAUGAACCAACAUUUCCAGAAGAAGUUUACACUGCUAGUGUUCCUGAAAUGUCAGUAGUAGGUACUUCUGUGGUCCAAGUUACAGCUACUGAUGCCGAUGAUCCUUCAUAUGGAAACAGUGCCAGAAUAAUUUACAGCAUACUUCAAGGGCAGCCAUAUUUCUCUGUGGAACCAGAAACAGGCAUCAUCAGGACCGCGUUGCCGAACAUGAACAGAGAAAACAGGGAGCAAUACCAAGUAGUUAUCCAGGCAAAGGACAUGGGAGGCCAGAUGGGUGGAUUAUCAGGGACCACCACUGUGAACAUCACACUGACUGAUGUCAAUGACAAUCCACCUCGCUUCCCCCAGAGUACCAUCCAUCUCCGCAUUCCUGAGUCCUCCCCAGUUGGGACAGCCAUUGGCAGCGUUAAAGCCACAGAUGCGGACACUGGAAAAAAUGCAGAAGUAGAGUACAGGAUUAUAGAUGGUGAUGGGACCGAUAUGUUUGAUAUUGUGACACAGAAGGACACACAGGAAGGCAUCAUCACUGUGCGAAAGCCACUGGACUAUGAGACAAGACGACUUUAUACUUUGAAAGUAGAAGCUGAAAAUACCCAUGUGGAUCCCCGUUUCUAUUACCUUGGGCCUUUCAAAGACACAAUUAUUGUGAAAAUCUCUGUAGAAGAUGUAGAUGAACCUCCUGUUUUUAGCAGGUCUUCUUACCUUUUUGAGGUGCAUGAAGAUAUUGAGUUGGGGACAAUAAUAGGAACAGUAAUGGCACGAGAUCCUGAUUCUGCUUCAAGUCCAAUAAGAUUUUCUCUGGAUCGUCACACUGACCUUGACAGGAUAUUUAACAUUCAUUCUGGAAACGGGUCCAUCUAUACUUCUAAGCCACUUGACCGUGAGAUAUCCCAAUGGCACAAUCUUAGUGUUAUAGCAGCUGAGAUUAACAACCCCAAAGAUACUACUCGUGUUCCUGUCUAUGUAAGAAUAUUGGAUGUUAAUGACAAUGCCCCACAGUUUGCUGUAUUCUAUGACACUUUUGUCUGUGAAAAUGCAAGAGCUGGACAGCUUAUUCAAACCAUAAGUGCAAUAGACAAAGAUGACCCUCUUGGUGGACAAAAAUUUUUCUUCAGUUUAGCUGCCGUUAACCCUAACUUCACUGUUCAGGAUAAUGAAGAUAACACUGCCAGGAUUUUGACGAGAAGGAAUGGCUUUAGUCGACAUGAAAUAAGUACUUACCUUCUCCCAGUGGUGAUCUCAGACAACGACUACCCGAUCCAGAGCAGCACGGGCACGCUGACCAUCCGGGUGUGUGCCUGUGACAGCCGGGGGAACAUGCAGUCCUGCAGUGCUGAGGCCUUGCUGCUCCCUGCCGGCCUCAGCACAGGGGCACUGGUGGCCAUUCUCCUCUGCAUCAUUAUCCUGCUAGUUAUAGUGGUGCUAUUUGCUGCUCUGAAGAGGCAACGAAAGAAGGAGCCUUUGAUCCUUUCUAAAGAGGACAUCAGAGACAACAUUGUGAGUUACAAUGACGAAGGUGGUGGAGAGGAAGACACCCAAGCCUUUGAUAUUGGCACACUGAGGAAUCCUGCAGCUAUCGAAGAUAAGAAGCUUCGGCGAGACAUUAUCCCUGAAACGUUAUUUGUGCCACGGAGGACUCCUUCGGCGCCAGACAACACGGAUGUCCGAGAUUUCAUUAACCAAAGGCUAAAAGAGCACGACACUGAUCCCUCUGCGCCGCCGUAUGACUCGCUUGCAACUUAUGCCUAUGAAGGAAACGAUUCCAUAGCUGAAUCCUUGAGCUCCUUGGAGUCAGGUUACAGAAGUUUUGUACUAGACAAGCACUGAAGACAAUUUUGAAAUGCUGCUGAGAUUAAAUAAUUUCAGAGCCAAAGCAGUAUGUUAAAAGCGUCAAGUACAUCCUGUUACAAACCACACAAAAAAUGCCUUAACACUGUUAAAAUGAAUGCCAGUAGGCUUCAUUGAAGAUGCCUAAAACCAGAAUUGAGAGUAAGUUUGAAGACCUGAAGAACUGAAAAAUGGAAGAAAUCUUUCUCAAAUUUUUGAUGUAAGGAAAAACAAAUCAACCUACAGAGCUUACAAGAAUCUGCUCAGUUAAGAUUCAGCUUUGUAGCUAUUUGUCAAGUCUGUCCAUUUCAACGAAAACAAAAUAUUUCUGUGAUUGAAUCCCUUACUUUAAUUAACAUAAGUAAAAGCAAUAGCAAUCAACAUUCAUAUGUGCAGCUAAAAUCUCUUUAAGCCCACUGAAAAUAACUACUCGUGGCCACUGUCAGCUAUUUAUAUAUAUCUAAGCCAUUUAAUGCACAAUUAUCUUACAUAAGAUAUUAAAGGAAAAACAUUUUAUGUUUAAAAGUAAAAUGUCAGGAGAGGGGAGCAGUCUAGUUUUUUUCUAGCACCCAAAUGCUGUGAAAUGAAUUAACAGCAAUUCAUUCUGCCACUGGAAGUUGAAUAGAAAUUAAUUUUUAUUUAUAAAGUAGUGAAAGCUGAAUAAUGUUUCGGGCUUGGUAGUUUUUUUGCAGUGUUAUUGCAGGAAAAAUUAUUAAGAUAAUGUAGCAAUAAAAUAUUGUUGUAUUACUUGAAAAAAUGGCCAAUGUUUCCUUCUAUCAUUAGUUCAGAUUUAUUUCUUCCAGUGGAUGUACCUCAAACAGGUUCAGUUCAGUUCAGAUAAGCACAAAUGAGCCAUUCACAGACUAACUGAAUAUUUUUAGGCCCUUGUCCCUGUUGGCACCUUGAUAUUCCUCUGCUGUUGUUAAAGAAAGUAGAACCCUAAAGUGAUAAGAACUUUAAUGUAAUUUCAGCAGCAGUUUGAGUUAGUCAGGACCAUUCACUUUAUGAAUUUGGAGUGUUUAAUCUCUUUCAUAAUUAUAGUGGGAUUUGUCAUGCACA
Vidua chalybeata is the source of this 3556-nucleotide messenger RNA. RefSeq names its product cadherin 10 (gene CDH10). The coding region runs from base 206 to 2497 and encodes 763 amino acids. Gene Ontology annotation, cellular component: plasma membrane; adherens junction; catenin complex. The transcript is spliced from 14 exons. The record is from RefSeq and is a predicted model, not a curated record. NCBI's taxonomy places the organism in Eukaryota, Metazoa, Chordata, Aves, Passeriformes, Viduidae. Gene Ontology annotation, molecular function: cadherin binding; calcium ion binding. Gene Ontology annotation, biological process: calcium-dependent cell-cell adhesion; cell-cell junction assembly; adherens junction organization.